AUGGAGCUGCAAACCGAAACCCAGCCUUCUUGCGUCGUCCAGGCUCGCUGCCCACAAGAUGACUCCCCGCACCAGGUGAGGUUGUCUGGGAAGAUUUCCCCAGCGAAGCCCUGCUUCAAGAAGAAGCAGGCCUCCAAAAGACUAAGUACCGGAGCCAUCCGGAACUUGAGGCCCAUCUUAAACACUUUAUUAGAAGCCAGGUCGCUCGAUGGGGUUUUCGUGCCCAGGAGCCAGAACGGAAACGAGGGCGGUUUAUGUGAGCCUGUCGUGAAAAAGGCCCUGGUGAUCAAUGCAGCCUGCCCGCCAGCAGGAAACGACCUGCCCGUGCUGAUCCCUGGAGAGACAGAUGUUGGGGGACAGAUUCCCGAGGCCCACCCUUCCUCCGAGGGCCCUGAGCAGGAUGUCUCGCCCCAAGAGGAACCCGGUUUCCCUUCGGAGAACGCCAAUGGGGCCGUGACUAAUCCUGCUUCUGGACCUUUCCGGGAUCACCUCCUGCACCCAGCCCCCAGUUACCCGCCCACCAGUCCGGACGGCUGGGACAAGGUUCUCGACUGCGUUUCGGGGUUAUUCCAAGAGGAUAGCUAUGCAAUCCAGUACAACUUGAACCCCAGCGAUGAGUUGACUAGUGGGCUCUUCCAGGACAAGAGUGAGGAGGCUUCCCUUGACCUGGUGUUCGAGCUUUUGAAUCAGUUACAGUACCACACCCAUCAGGAGAAUGGGAUUGAAAUCUGCACGGAUUUUCUGCAAGGCAGCUGUAUUUACGGCAGCAUUUGUCCAAAGCACCACACGGUCUUGCCGUAUCACUGGCAAGUCAAGAGGACAGCUAGUCAAGUAUGGCAGAGUGUAACCAAUGAUUCCCAGGAACAUUUAGAGAGACUUUACUGUAAUCCAGACAAUGACAGAAUCAGACUGAAGCAUAGGGGACACGAAUUUUGGGCAGAUCUUAAUGCUAUGAACGUGUAUGAAACAACGGAAUUCGACCAAGUGCGGAGGCUCUCCACCCCAUCGUGUACUACUGCCAAUUCUAAUUACCACACAGUUUGGAAAUACUUCUGCAGGGAUCACUUUGGCUGGAGAGAAUACUCUGAGCCCGUGGUGAGAUUGAUAGAAGAAGCCAACUGCAGGGGUCUAAAGGAGGUCCGGUUUGUGAUGUGGCACAACCAAUACAUCCUGAACAUUAAGGAUGGCUUCCAGCAGAACUCUUGCUUCAGGAGAGAAAUCAAAAAGAGGCCCCUUUUGCGCUCCUGUGUCGUGCUGAUGCCAUACCUGCAGACUCUUGGAGGAAUUCCACUGCCACUCCCAUCUCUAGAAGCCACCUCUUCUCAAGUCUUCUACCCACCUUCAGUUACCUCUCCAAACUUUUACCCUGAAACUUGGAUUUCCAUGGACCCCUCUCAGGACUUUAUCCAAGUGCCUGUUUCCAAGGAGGACAAGAGCUACCGAACCAUCUAUAAUCUCUUUCACAAGACUGUGCCGGAGAUUAAGUAUAGGAUUUUGAAAAUAUUGAGGGUGCAGAACCAGUUCCUCUGGGAGAAAUAUAAAAGAAAAAAGGAAUAUAUGUCUAAGAAAGUGACUGGCCUGGACCGGAUAAUGAACGAGAGACAUUUAUUCCAUGGGACCUCCCAAGAUGUGGUGGACGGGAUCUGCAAGCACAACUUCGACCCCCGCGUCUGCGGGAAGCACGCCACCAUGUUUGGACAAGGCAGCUACUUUGCCAGAAAAGCCAGCUACUCGCACAGUUUCUCCAAGCGCUCCCCCAAGGGGAUUCACUACAUGUUCCUGGCCAAAGUGCUCACGGGAAAGUACACAGUGGGCAACCAUAACAUGAGGAGGCCACCUCCCGUCAACCCCGGCAGCAUCACCAGUGACCUCUACGACUCCUGUGUGGAUAACUACUUCGAACCUCAGAUCUUUGUCAUUUUUAACGAUGACCAGAGCUAUCCCUAUUUUGUUAUCCAGUAUGAAGAAGUCAGUGACACUGUCCCUAUCUGAAAAUCUACCGUACUGCUAAAUUAUUUGAUAGAAUACUUCUUAUCCAGCACCUGUAGCAGGUUUUGUGUGUGUGUUUGGGGUUGGGGGGUGGGAGGGGAUCUCUCGGGUGUUGUGGGGAAAACAGACAUUGCUCUGAACUUACCAGUGACCGAAAGGUGAGAUCGAUUUACCAAAAAACCAAAAAAAAUCCCUGAAAAUAAUUGUACAUUUGCUAUUUGGUCACUUGCUCAUCAAUCCCAGUGAACUCUGUGUGGAAAGAACCCGGCUUGUGGGUGGGACUUUUCGAUCACCCAGUUACAAGUAACAACACCGUCAGCAGGAACGUCUUUGGAAAUGAACAGGAAAUGAACAGCCGCCCAGAGUGGAGCAGGCUUGCAGGGCUUUAAGGGUUAGGUGGGGCUGAGCAAGAGACAACUGAAUGAAAUUGAGCAAUGCGACUGGUCUCCUGUGCGUAUGGAACCCCACGCUAGCCGAAAGGAGUCUCUGGGUUAAUGUGGUUAAAGGUGGGAACAGCUCAUGACAUCGUCACUUGCAGACUUUUUUUUUUUGUAUCUUUUCCACAGUUGAUUUUGAGUUAUCUCCAGAGGUCACCCAGUUGGGUGACUCUUUUUCUCCACUCCCAUUUUCCCCAGAACCCCAACCAAAUUGAAGGGAAUUGUAGGAUUCUGGAGGUCACUGCCGUUUCCGUGUAAAGGGGGGUAAAAAAAAAAAAGUAAUGGUCAAGACUGGGACAGUUGUCUCUACGGUUAGUCACUAGCCAGCUAUGUGGAAUGCAGCAGUGGCCCUGUUCUCACCCUGCCCGGAAUGGAAGCCACGUGGGCCAGCAGCCGGGGGUGUAGGUGGCUAUGGGAGGCAGAGCUGGGCCAGUGGAGGAGGAGACAGCAACUGCUCCGAAGAGGCAGGCCUAGGGGCCAAAAGGUGGGAUGUUAGGCUGCAGAAGAGAUGGGGAGAUAGGGGAGACCAGACGCCUAAGGGUGCCUUAUUUGAUCAGGCUCAGAGAAACUGUGCAGGGAACAAAAGCAGAAAGGCUGCAACUGCUGUUGCUCUGGUCCCUGAGGGUGUCUGGGGUGGAGGUGGCAUCCAACAAAAAAUGAGCCUCGAGUCAUUUAGAAUGAAUUACGUUGAGCUCCCUGGGGUUGGCUGGAUUCUCUUUUAUUCUGGUCCUUCCCCUGCUUAUGGUUUUAUUGGAUUUUAAUGGGAGACCUUAUUGUGAAAUGUUCUGAACCCAGAUUAGAAUUUUAAUGUAAAGCAGACUCAUGAGAGAGAGAGAGAGAGAAUGAGCCAUAGGGCAGGAGAGAAAAAAAAAUAUAUUCCAAGAAGCUUAAUACAAUGAAAAUUGGAGUGGUAACCGAUCGUAGCACCUCUACGGAGGCCAGGAUGGCCAAAUGGUAGUCCUGGAGAAGUGCCCUGGCAUAGUGCCACCCAACCCUGGACCCCGCUAAACUGGGGACCCCAGAGAAGGGAGGGACUUGCUCUGAAUCCAGUGAGGAAGGAAAGGAAUAGAAAUCCCCUCAUGACCAACACGGCCCCCUCACCUUGGGCUGCAGCGGAUGAAUCAGGGACCCUUGUCUGUAUUUGUUCAGUCAGUGGCAUCUCUCUCGACCCCCACAAUGUUUGCUCAGCACUGGGCGAUCCUUGGGGAGCUAUAAAGGAAGAAUCAGACACACUCUCUGUCCUAGAGGAGUUUAUGAUCACACGGGGAGGUGCCAUUGCGGGUUACAUUGACUCCCUGUGAAACCAAGGAAACGUGACACGGACUGGGGGUUGCUCCCUUUGAACCUGCCCUCAGGACCACAGCCUCAGCCUUGAGACCACCCCAUUCUCCGGCCGAAGCAUCCGCUGAGGGCUCAGAACAAAUCUCUGUACACAUGUCAUUAUUAUUAUUGUUAUUAUUGUACUUAACAAUAAUAAUAAUUGUCAUUUGU
Tachyglossus aculeatus (Australian echidna) is the source of this 3917-nucleotide messenger RNA. RefSeq names its product TCDD inducible poly(ADP-ribose) polymerase (gene TIPARP). The record is from RefSeq and is a predicted model, not a curated record. The transcript has 5 exons. The coding region runs from base 1 to 1992 and encodes 663 amino acids. NCBI's taxonomy places the organism in Eukaryota, Metazoa, Chordata, Mammalia, Monotremata, Tachyglossidae. Gene Ontology annotation, molecular function: NAD+ poly-ADP-ribosyltransferase activity; zinc ion binding.